CGCGUCUGUGAUGUUGUCCUUUGGAUUCCAUUUAUGUAAAGCAUCAUAACCACGCCUGCUAUGGUAAUUGUAACCCUGCUUCCACAUAUUCCACCGCCCAAGCUGUGCAAAUAAAGAGCAGUCUCAAUGGAAAAAUGGCUGUAGGCUCAGCUCUGCACACACAAUGGAUACUGCGUGGAGGGAUGUCCGCCAGGGUAUAUAAGAACGUCUUUACCACAGCGCCGUCUCACAUCUACUUCGCCCAUUACCACCGCCGACUCUUGUAUCGAAAUACCAUGCGGGACCCCUACGCAUACCCUUCGUCGUCUACCACAGAGGCCACCCGGUCGACAUCGUCCAUAACAAACACGCUAAGCGCGAACCCACACUACGCCAUCUACAUGACAGGACCCCCUGUCAAUAACCCGGCUUAUCCGUAUCCAGCACGCAAUGUACUAAACCCUAAUUCGUACCCUGCGUAUACUCCGCUGUUGACGAAGCGGGACAAACAAGGAAAAGACAGGAAGCAUUCCCAGUACAGAUCUGAUGUCCUUGCAAAUUACCGUCCCUUGCCACCACCGUAUUCACCAGACGGUUAUCAAGUCAGAGCGGAGUUUCCGCCGAUCCAGCUUCAGCAGAGGAACAGUGAUGUUCCAUUCGCCAUUAAGGAAACCGGGUGUAUUACGAAUAGCGAGCGGGCCAUCCUGGUCAAAGACUCGGUAAGUCGAACGUCUUCGCUGAGCUCAACGGUGAGUAAUAGUCCCAUUUCUCCAGUGGACCGGGUGCGAGCGACACGCUGCAGAGAAGCGCAUUCCCACCGGAAAAAGACGUGCUCACACGUAGCUUGUUGUUAGUCACCAGAUUAUCGGGAGGCAUACCUUUUGGGAAAAUUGCGUCAUACCUUGUGGGGGGAGUUGCUGGCGACCAGAGAUACUCUGCCCGAGGAGAUGAGUU
Molecule: messenger RNA, 933 nt
Organism: Pisolithus orientalis
Lineage: Eukaryota; Fungi; Basidiomycota; Agaricomycetes; Boletales; Pisolithaceae
Exons: 2
Coding region: 135-833 (232 amino acids)
Source: RefSeq, a predicted model, not a curated record